This is a messenger RNA of Morone saxatilis (striped sea-bass), 1801 nucleotides long. It is a transcript of the gene cisha, whose product is annotated as cytokine inducible SH2-containing protein. Bases 636 to 1313 code for a protein of 225 amino acids. Gene Ontology annotation, molecular function: 1-phosphatidylinositol-3-kinase regulator activity. Gene Ontology annotation, cellular component: phosphatidylinositol 3-kinase complex. The transcript has 3 exons. The record is from RefSeq and is a predicted model, not a curated record. Lineage: Eukaryota; Metazoa; Chordata; Actinopteri; Moronidae. Gene Ontology annotation, biological process: intracellular signal transduction; phosphatidylinositol phosphate biosynthetic process.
AGGCUCAAAACACACACACACACACAUGAAUGUAGAGAGAAAGGGGAGGGAGAGGCGUUUCAGGGGGCAAUAAAAGAUAAAUAUCACGGUUAUCCCGAGAAAUUAGGAGCGUUUUUUACCUGCCGGGGAGACGCCGCUGUGGCCGCGGAGCGCGUCGGUUCGCCGCGGAGCGAAACAACCGGCAGCGGUCGGUGUGACGUCAAAGCCGCCGGUGCUGUGAGGAGUUCUCAGAAUAGACUUCUAGGAAACGGUACAUUUUAAAAGCCAAGCCUUUUUUACACUCUGUCCUUCACACAUUUGGAUCCUAUUCUGGUUUUGACAACACACUCCACAAGACCCCGGCUGCUACAGAGAGAGAGGGUUUUAAUGUUUUAAAUUAUUUUAUAUUUAACGGGGUUUUUGUUUCAUUUUUACAUCCAGGGUUUUUCUUUUAUGAACUACAGGACCAGAGCCUAUUUGGGUACGCGGAGCUCUUCGUCGCUUUUCUGUCUUUCUUUCUUUUUUUAAAAUAAGGCUCAUUCCCUCAGACCGAUGUAUACAAAGGUUUGUUUUCUCGCCUUUCUUCGUCGUCUCGUUUUCUAAAAAAAAGAAGAAUAUAACCGACCGGAUUGUAGCCAGAGGAUUCAAGAAAUAGCAUGAUUCUUUGUGUACCAGGUCCUAGAGCUUCUCUGCCCGCUCCUCCGUCCACCGAACCCCCACGGGGCAUGCGGGCAGGAACAGUACCUCCUACCCCUUGCCUCCAGAGCACCCCUCCGCUAUGGGACCCCACAAAGGACCUGCGGGCGAUUGCCAGCAACUUCUGCUAUCUAGAAAAUUCAGGAUGGUACUGGGGAGCUGUGACUGCGGCUCAAGCUCACGCUGCACUUCAAGAGGCAUCUGAAGGAGCUUUUUUGGUACGAGACAGCAGCCACCCUCUAUACAUGCUGACCCUCUCGGUCAGGACUGCACGCGGCCCCACCAGUAUACGGAUCCAGUACAGCGGCGCUCAGUUUUUACUGGACUCCAGCUCUCCGGCCCGGCCCAGCCUGUCGUCCUUCCCAAACGUGCCCAGCCUGGUGCAGCACUACAUGGGACCAGAGAAGAAAGCAGAGGAAGGGAGGAAGGUGGAGGGGGAGGCUCCUGCAAAACAGCAGACAAUGCAGGACACAUCUGUUGUAUUAAAACUGAAGCGGGCUGUGUACAAGCCCCAGGGCCUCCCCUCCUUACAGCACCUCACACGCCUGGUCAUUAACAGACACUCUGAUUGCCCCGACCAGCUACCACUCCCGAGGCUUCUGCUGCGUUACAUACAGGACUACCCCUUCAAGGUCUGAGUGAGAGGAGAGAGGAGGAGGAGAAGGAGGAAGGGUGUCCCUAAAAUCCAUCAUUCUGGCUGAAUCUCAGCUGACUUAAAGGAAAAACAAACUGUCAAACAGGUCCUUUGUGCCUGUGAAUGACAUCGCUGCUCCAGCAGUUGGAGGCCAGUCACAGAAAAAUACUGGACACAGGGUCAUGUUUUUUUGCUGAUGAAAUAUGUACAGUUCAUACUGACGUGCCUGGUUUCAGACUCAGUGGGUGGUGAAGUACCCCGAGAGGAAGAUGCCUCGUGAGCAAACUUCAAUACUGUAAUCUACACUUAUUUGUGGAAAUUGUCCACAGCCAUUUUAACCCUUGUCAGUUCUGGAUGUACAUACAGUUCCUAAGAAGUACACCGAUUCCAUUGAGACAUCUUUCACGCCAUUGUAUUUUUCUCAGUAAGACGUUUUUUUCUACCUUUUACAUGUGUACAUUUUUUUAUUAAAAUAAGCAAUUGGGAGACUAA